Cyprinodon variegatus (sheepshead minnow) is the source of this 1666-nucleotide messenger RNA. RefSeq names its product Rh family C glycoprotein (gene rhcgb). Gene Ontology annotation, molecular function: ammonium channel activity. The record is from RefSeq and is a predicted model, not a curated record. Gene Ontology annotation, cellular component: plasma membrane. NCBI's taxonomy places the organism in Eukaryota, Metazoa, Chordata, Actinopteri, Cyprinodontiformes, Cyprinodontidae. Gene Ontology annotation, biological process: ammonium homeostasis; ammonium transmembrane transport. The transcript is spliced from 11 exons. Bases 71 to 1540 code for a protein of 489 amino acids.
GGACCGUAGAGACUGCAGCCAAGGAGUGCGGCGGAUCUUCAGGGACACUGAGAAACGAGAAGCACCAAAGAUGGGGGGCGUCCAGAGCUUCAGGGAAAUGUGUGAUCGCACAAAGAAUCCUAAUGUUCGUAUGAGUCUGCCAGCAGUGUGUGUGGUGUGGCAAACUGCUAUGAUCAUCCUGCAUGGGGUUUUUAUUCGAUAUGAUGAAGAAUCAGACGCUCACUGGGUUGAGCACAGAGAUCAUGAAAAUUUGACAGAUAUACAGAAUGACUUCUACUUCAGAUAUCCAAGUUUCCAAGAUGUACAUGUGAUGAUCUUUGUUGGGUUUGGUUUCCUGAUGACCUUUCUGAAGCGUUACAGCUUCGGAGGAGUGGGUUUCAACUUUUUGAUUGCCGCCUUUGGCCUCCAGUGGGCACUGCUAAUGCAGGGCUGGUUCCACUCCCUGGACUACACAGAUGGGAAGAUCAAAAUUGGAGUGGAAAGCCUAAUUAAUGCAGAUUUCUGUGUGGCCGGCUGUCUGAUCGCAUAUGGAGCUUUGCUGGGAAAGGUCAGCCCCGUCCAGUUGAUGGUUUUGACUUUGUUCGGGAUAACACUGUUUGCUGUGGAGGAAUUUAUCAUCCUAAAUCUCAUCCAUGCAAGGGAUGCUGGGGGCUCCAUGGUUAUCCACACCUUUGGAGGUUACUAUGGACUCGCCAUAUCAUGGAUGCUCUACCGGCCCAACCUGGACCAGAGCUCACGUUUGCACGGCUCUGUCUACCAUUCAGAUGUCUUUGCUAUGAUUGGUACCCUCUUUUUGUGGAUGUUCUGGCCAAGUUUCAACUCCGCUAUAACAGAUCAUGGCGACGGGCAGCACAGGGCGGCCAUCAACACCUACCUGGCUUUGGCUGCAACCGUGCUCACCACAUUUGCUGUUUCGAGUGUGUUUCAGAAACAUGGAAAACUAGAUAUGGUUCACAUCCAGAACUCGACACUUGCUGGAGGUGUUGCAGUAGGAACAGCAGCUGAGUUCAUGCUGAUGCCCUAUGGAUCUCUCAUCGUUGGCUUCUGCUGUGGUAUUCUUUCCACACUUGGAUACAUAUAUAUCACUCCUUUCAUGGAGAAAUACAUGAAGAUCCAAGACACGUGUGGAAUUCACAAUCUCCACGCCAUGCCAGGGGUUAUAGGCGGUAUAGUUGGAGCCAUCACUGCUGCUGCAGCAUCAGAGUCAGUCUACGGCAAGCAGGGGUUGAUCAACACUUUUGACUUUACGGGGGCUUUCAAGGACAUGGUGCCAACGAAGCAGGGAGGUCACCAGGCUGGAGGCCUCUGUGUGGCAAUCUGCUUCGGCAUAGGAGGAGGCCUGAUUGUUGGUGCAAUCUUGAGAUUACCCAUCUGGGGAGAUCCUGCAGAUGACAACUGCUUUGAUGAUGAACCUUACUGGGAGUUGCCAGAAGACGAAGAGAGCAUCCCACCAAUCCUGCACUACAACAACCACAUGCGGGGCAAAGACGUUGCUGACACGCAUUUCACCAUGGAGCCAGAUGCCAGGUCCCGAUCAUGAAUGGCUCUUUGACUCGAUCAACUGUUACCCUUUCUUUUGUUUCUCUGUUGGACCCAGCUCCCUCUCCAAACAACGUGGAGAAGAAAUAUAAAACAAAACAAACAAAAAAAAAACAUUUGAAUACUC